Aspergillus bombycis is the source of this 2199-nucleotide messenger RNA. It is a transcript of the gene rim8, whose product is annotated as pH response protein PalF. Gene Ontology annotation, cellular component: plasma membrane; cytosol; cytoplasm. Lineage: Eukaryota; Fungi; Ascomycota; Eurotiomycetes; Eurotiales; Aspergillaceae. The transcript is spliced from 3 exons. The record is from RefSeq and is a predicted model, not a curated record. Gene Ontology annotation, biological process: ubiquitin-dependent endocytosis. Bases 1 to 2199 code for a protein of 732 amino acids. Gene Ontology annotation, molecular function: protein-macromolecule adaptor activity; ubiquitin protein ligase binding.
AUGUCCGUCAACUCUCCCCCCGCUCAACCCUCCUCGUCGCCGCUUGGUCGGAAUCGCAGCUCUCUCUUACACAAGUUUCGCUCGUCACUCGGUCAGCGCAAUCGCAGCCUUACUGAUUUCUACAUCGAACCCGACGACCCCUGGCGUUCCUAUUUCCCCGGGGAUGUGAUCAAGGGGACCGUCGUCCUUACCGUCGCUCGUCCCGUUCGCCUUACACAUCUCGUCGUUUGUUUACAUGGUUAUGUCAAGGUCUUUAAGAAUACAGUUCCCUCCGGGGAGACGGCCCCGGAUGUGGGAUUUCUCGGGCCUGGGCGCGGGCGCCGAGGAGCGGAGUAUUUGGGCAAUGGGCUGGCCACGCUGUUCGAAGACGAGGUCGUCCUCUGCGGAGAGGGCCGCCUUAAGGAGGGGAUCUACAAGUUUCGCUUUGAGAUGGUCUUUCCGCCAUAUGCCCUCCCCAGUAGCAUCAGUUUCGAACGAGGCACCAUUACGUAUAUGCUUACGUCCACCCUAACAAAACCUACCACCAUCAACCCUACCGUUUCCUGCCGCCGACGUGUGAACCUCAUGGAGAAUAUCGAUAUCGCUCCCUUUCCCGCCCCGAAAGCCCGUGUCGUGACACUGGAGCCGGUCUCGAAGCGCACGCGAUCGAAGGCAAAGGCGAAGUCGACGAGCUCGGAUACGGCACCGGAUUCAACGUCGGUCGAUGUCUCGGUCAGUGGCGCAGCGGGUUCGGACCAUCGCCCUCCGUUAAGUCCCGCUCCCAGUAACGUCAGCUCGUCGAGUCGGAUGAGCAACAGCAGCCAAAGUUUCCAAAUAGCCAGUGACCCGAGCUCGUCGGCCGGCACUGGACUGCGAAAUAAGGUUCUGCGCGCGGGCGUCCUUCCUGGAGAUACAUUACCCAUCAAAGUCACCAUCAACCAUUGCAAACAGGUGCGCAGCGCACAUGGGAUUAUUAUCACCCUCUAUCGUCAAGGACGAAUUGACCUUCAUCCAUCGAUUCCGGUUGGGACCUGCGCGAAUGGGAAGAAGCCCGUUUAUGAGGACAUCUAUCCGCGAUCCCGAACGGGGUUGGGCGGUCUGACGAUCGGCACCAGCCGGACCAGCAGCGUCUUCCGGAAGGACUUGGCGCAGUCGUUCGCCCCGUUGGUGGUCGAUCCCACCACAUUAACGGCCAUCGUGAAAACAUCCAUCCGCAUUCCCGAAGAUACCUUCCCCACUAUCACGCGUACCCCGGGUAGUAUGAUUAAUUUCCGCUAUUAUGUCGAGGUCGUGGUCGAUCUUCGCGGCAAGCUCACCUCGCCCGAGCGGUUCUUGCCGCGGUUCAACUUGGUCACCUCUGGCAGUAACUAUUCUCCCAGCGGCAAGGUCCUGAAUCCGACCGAUGCCAGCAGCAACGCCAUCACGGCGAAUUGGGCGGGGAACAUCUUAGAUACCGAUCAAAUCCGGCGGGAGAAAGGGGUCGUCGCCGUCGCCUUUGAGGUGGUGAUCGGGACGAGGGAUUCCCAUCGUCGGAAAAACGAACCGCGACGCGCCUCCUCAGCCGCGGCGAGCUCGGAUCUACAGUCCUCCGCUGGAAAUGCUCAAGGGGAUGGGGAACCUUGGCCGGCAGAUCAGCACUCCGUGCCCAAUGGGGAAUCCGAAUAUCCGUCGCCGGAAGAGUAUGGGCCGCAGGAGCUGUUCUGGCCGGAGUACGGGGACGAGUCGCAGCCGCAGUACCAGUCCUUGGGCGAGAUUGUAUCGACGCCCCAAUCGGAAGAACCGACAGACGAAAAGGCGCGCAUGCGGCACGCGGAGCAGAUGUUGCUUCCCAGUCAACCGCCGAAUGAGGCGGAAGCUGGACCGUCGACCGAUGUUCCCACGGCUCCUGUGCUUCCCGAGGAUGAUCACAUCAACGGCUACCACCACUUGCCCUCACCGACUGAGAGCACGGUGCCGCAAGCGUUGACUUCGGCUGAAUCGGUUCAAACAGUCGUGCCUGGCAGUAGUACUCUGAAUCGGCCUUCCGCACCAGGCGAUGACAAACAAGAGCUGGAGCGACAACGGUUACUGAUGGAGGCGAGUGCGCCAGAUGAAAAUGGACCGUCCCAUAGCAAUGCCGCCGAUGGACCGAGCGCUCCCGUCUUCCACGACGAAGGCGAUCACCAGCUGGUUGGUGGCAAUGCGCACGGAGACGAGUCCUUGCCGCGCUAUCAACGGUAG